UUUCUAAUUCUUAUUUAAUGUCAGCUAUAUUUAUAAAAAUUUGUCUCUUAAAUAAGCGUAAAUGAAUUCUGCGUAGCAUGCAGGUCCUUGUGGAUUAAAACUAAAUUGCACCAUGGCUCUGAGUUUUAAGUUUGACACAGAACCAAUAAACCAGGUACUUUUCGCAGGAAAUUCUUCUGUGAAGCUAGUGAUACUAAAUAGGCCUCGCAAGUUAAAUGCCCUUAACCUUGAAAUGGUUUCUCAAAUUUUAAAGAAUUUAAGGAUGUAUGAGAAUGAUUCGUCAGUUAAACUUGUAAUAUUGAAGGGAAAUGGAAAAGGAUUUUGUGCCGGAGGUGAUGUAGUAUCACUAAUUUCUUGCUCACUCAUAGGACACUGGACUUACCCUAUGAAAUUUUAUGGUAAACAACUCAUUUUGGACCAUUUGGCAGCAACCUACAAAAAGCCUCUAGUAUCUGUGAUUAAUGGAGUGGUCAUGGGAGGAGGAGCGGGUCUUUCCAUGAACACAACCUUCAGAAUUGUAACUGAAAAAGCUGUAUGCUUCUCUAGCUAAUAAGAUCAAUUUCAGCAAAAAAAUUUGUCAAUAAUAUAACAAGAAUAAAAUCAUGUUUAGCAGUAUUUGAUAUCAUAAACUAGGAGUUAAAUCCUAUUUUAAUUUUUAAAAUUAGCGAAUUACGUUGAUUUAGUUUCUAAUGUUUCAAUUGUUAUAAUUUGAUUUCUA
Arachis ipaensis is the source of this 718-nucleotide messenger RNA. The record is from RefSeq and is a predicted model, not a curated record. Lineage: Eukaryota; Viridiplantae; Streptophyta; Magnoliopsida; Fabales; Fabaceae.